CAGGCAAAGAGAAUGAGGUGUAAAAAAAAGGCAGGAGAAAGGGAGAGCUCAGGACUCCCCUUCAGGCAUCCGAACAAGUCUGGACUGUUCUGCUCCUGCUUGAGUUCAGCCCACGCUGAACAGCGCUGCCUCGGGAUCCAGAAAUAGCGUUCACAUCUGACGGUCCUCCACCGGGAUGCAGCAACAGGAUCUGGGCAUUUGAGCUCCACUGGAUUGCUUUUUACCUUUUUGAAGUUGUGACGUUGGACGCCGGGAUUGUGAUUCUCGUCUGUGCGGUCAAAAUACUGCACGGAGAUCCAGGGCUGGUGGAUAUGCCACAGGUGGAAAGGUGGGGAGCGGCAGGCUGCAGUCGGGUGCAAGGAGAAGAGAUCCCCAGGUUGUGAAGAUGUGGAGUUGGGUUUUCACUUUAACUGUCCUGCUGUGCUCUGUGAAACACGCUGAAGCUCAGGACAGGUGUGAUAAUGUACAAGCUGCAGAUAUAGUUUUCCUGGUUGAUGGCUCUUCCAGUAUUGGCCGACCUAACUUCCUGCAGGUUAAGGGCUUUAUGGCUGGAAUUGUAAAGCCAUUCGCCAGCUCCGUGGGCGAGUCGGGGAUUCGGUUCGGUGUUGUACAGUACAGUGACACCUCCAGAGUCGAGUUCACCUUGACUGCCUACCUGAAUGGCACUGAGCUUGUCAACGCUGUCCAGAAUAUAAACUAUAAAGGUGGAAACACACGCACUGGUGCCGGCCUGAAGUUUGCCUCUGAUAACUUCUUCAACCCCGCCUCUGUUCGGGAUGUUCCAAAGAUCAUGAUCCUGAUCACAGACGGGAAGUCACAGGACAAUGUGAACGAGCCAGCACAGAAGCUGCGCAGUCAGGGAGUUCAUGUUUUUGCAGUUGGUGUAAAGAGUGCAGACAAGAAUGAACUGGCUCAGAUCUCGUCCCAACCCAGCAGUGAUUUUACCUUCUUUGUUGGGGACUUCAAACUGCUGAACACGCUGCUUCCUCUUGUGAACUCUCAAGUUUGCUCGAAAGCAGGAGGCGAUUAUGCUAGCGAUGAGGCGUUUGUUGGUCCAUCCAACCUGCAGUUCAUAGGCCAGACGUCUGACUCUCUCAGGUUCCGAUGGAGUCCUGCAGGGGGCCCUGUGAGUGCCUAUGUGAUCCAGCACGUGCCACUCACUGGCCUGGGUCAACCAGUCAUAGCAGAAAUGCGUCAGGAUAGUGUCACUGCCAAUCAGAGGACCUACACUGCACGAGGUUUAAGGUCAGGAACAGACUACCUGGUGACUGUCAUCGCCCAGUACCCCAACAGUGUGGGAGACUCUGUUUCUGCCAAGCAACGGACCAGGUCAUUGCCAGGUGUCUCCAGUCUGCGCUUGGUCCAAGCAGGUUUCUUUUCUCUCACUCUGGGCUGGAAUCAACCUUCAACUCCUGUCCAGGGCUACAGAAUCACCUACGGACCACGAGGUCAGCCGGCAGCUCAGCUGUUGGAGCGGUCACUGUCUGCAGGCUCCACAUCUGUCACCUUGGAGUCACUUCAGCCCGACACGGAGUACGUCAUCAGCCUCUACCCCUUGUUCCCACGAAACUCUGCAUCCCCGUCUGUCCUCAACGCCCGCACAUUGAGCCUUGAGGUUGUGCAGCAGUUAUCAGUGGAGACGGAGUCAGAGGGCAGUGUUCGUGUGCGAUGGCGAGGUGUCAGCGGUGCGAGGGCGUACCGUCUGGUCUGGGGACCGUUUACAGGUCGUGAUGUAGAGACCGUGGAAGUCGGUGGUGACGUUGACUUCUACACGUUGUCCGGGGUCCAGCCAGAUACUGAGUACAUUGUUACUAUUAUCCCACUAUACGAGGGAAACACAGAGGCCUCUCCAACAACGGCCAGAUUCAAGAUAGAGCGUCAAGAGCAGCAGGUCCUCAGAGCAGCUAUCACCAGUCCCUCCUCUAUCCGCCUCACCUGGAGACUCAUUCAGUCCUCUCGAGGGUAUCGGCUGGAGUGGAGGGAGGGGGAAGGAGGCCCUGUCCGGAGCCUGUCCUUUCCAAGAAGCACCACCAACUCUGUGCUCACAGGCCUGAAACCAAACACAGAAUAUAUCUUCACCUUGUACACCCUGUUCGAAGGUCGUGAGGAAGCCACACCUGUCUCCACCACAUCCAGAGAGGAACAGCCAGUGGGAAGGGUUUCCAACCUGCGAGUGGUGGAGUCUCUGGGCAGGACUGUCAGACUUGGCUGGACCGGUGUAGCCGGGGCCACACAAUACAGAGUUAUCAUCUUGAACACUGACUUGCAAGCAGAAGAAAUACGACUCAUUCCUGGAAACCAGACGACCCUUGACCUCAGAGACCUGAUAGUGGGGGUCUCGUAUGGUGUCAGUGUCACGGCACUGGUGGGAGAAAACGAAGGAGAGCCGGUGACCGUCAAUAUCAAACCAGAGCUUGUUGUGGGAAGGGUGACUAAUCUGAGAGUAAUAAAUGCAAAUAGUCGGAGAAUUCGAAUUACCUGGACAGGUGUUACUGGAGCAACGGGGUACAGGGUUACUUGGAGACAAGGCAACAGUGCAGAACAAUCCCGUACUCUGGGAGCCGAGGUCACGGCCUUCACCAUAGAAGGCCUGCAGCCAGAUGAGGCACUAAUAAUUGGUGUUGCAGCUGUUGCUGAUCAGCGUGUUGGAGAGGUGGCCACGCUGGCUACUCAGACCAAUCCCCAAAGUGGGUUAUUGUCUGGACUUCGUGUCCUUGACAUCACGUCUCAGAGAAUACGCAUCGCGUGGUCACUUUCCUCGAGGGCAACUGGGUAUAAGAUCACGUGGCGCCGUGAUGAUGGAGUCGAAACUAGUCGUAACGUUGAUGCCAGUGUUUCUACCUACACUAUCGAUGGACUGCGGCCAGAUUCGGCUUACACAGUGCAGGUUUCUACACUGACUGGAUCUCGAGAAGGGACUCCUGCAGUUCUAAAUGUCAAAACAGAACAAGAUCAGUCCACGGUUGGGACUGUGACAUCACUGCAAGUACAGGAGGGCCGCGGAGAGGUUGUCCGAAUCACUUGGGUUGGCGUGCAGGGAGCAACAUCUUACCGUGUGUCUUGGAGGAGAACAGAUGGUGGUGAAGAGAGGAGUCAGCUGGUAGCUGGAGAUGUGACAGCAGUGGAUUUAGACCAGCUGGACCCUGGAGUUCAGUAUGAGGUGCAGGUCAUGGCUUUAGUCCAAAACAGAGAGGGAGCCCCGGUAUCUGUCAGCAUUACCACACCUGGUGAUUAUACCCCGCCUUCAUUGCCUACCACAACUUUACGAGUGGUAGAGGUUACCCAGGAUUCUGUGCGGCUGGGCUGGAGUCUUUUACAAGGUGCCACCGGAUAUAUUCUUCGUUGGAGAGAAGAAUCAGAUAGUGGUCGAGUCUUGUCUGUCACGCUGCCUGCUUCAUCUAGCUCUUACGAGGUGCCCAGCCUGCGUUUGGGUGUUCGAUAUCGAUUUAGCCUGCAGCCCAACUUUGCAAGUGGACUAGGAGGAGAAAGCUCUGUAGAUGGACGCCCUGUGUGUGCGCUUGGGCCUCUAGAUGUGGUGUUUCUGGUACCUGCGUCUACUGAUCGUAUUAAUCUUGCAAGACCUUUACGUGAAUUCCUCACAAAUACAGCAGAGUCUCUCAGAACUACUGGAGCCCUCAACACACAGAUUGGGGUUGUAGUAUAUGGUUCUAGACCCAAAAUAUGGUUCCUGCUCAAUCGCCAUGCCAGAUCUGACACCCUUCUUCAAGAGAUUCAGUCCAUACCCUUUGAUGAAAGCCCAGGGAGCAACAUCGGUGAGGCGGUAACAUUCACCAGACAGUAUGUCCUGACCCCAUCGGCUGGACGGAGACUAAGGGUCCCUGGUGUUGUUGUCAUCAUCGCUGACAAACGUUCCAAUGACGACCUGAGCCUUGCAGCCAGCAGUCUCAAAGCUACAGGUGUGAAAGUCCUAGCUGUUGGUGUCGACCAGGCAGACACUGGGGAGCUGUAUCAGGCUGUGUCAGAUGGCAACGACAACCUCUUGUAUACAAGUUAUCCAGCGCAGCUGAACACGCUACAGUCUAAUCUAGCCGGCUUGCUCUGUGGCAUUGCCAGGGCACAAGAGACUACUCAAAGUACAGAUGAGUGUACCAUUCAGUGCCCUCGGGGUGAGAAGGGAGAACGUGGAGAAAAGGGUGAGAGAGGCAGAGAUGGUGCAGAUGGACGCAAGGGAGAGCCUGGUCGUGAUGGUUUGCCUGGGAGAGAUGGCGCCAGAGGCCCUGAAGGUCGUCCAGGAACACCAGGCCAAAGUGUCCCAAUUGACCCUUCGCUGGUGGUAAAAGGAGAAAAGGGAGAGCGAGGUUUUCCCGGUAUUGAUGGAAAUCCAGGGUUACCAGGGCGACCAGGUGCCCCCGGAAAUGCAGGUGUUCCCGGUUCACAAGGCUUACCUGGUGUCAGAGGAAACCCAGGUGAACCAGGAACACCAGGACCACUGGGGCCAAAGGGUGAUAAAGGUGAAAGGGGUGAACCAGGUUCUGUGACAUCUGGCGGUGGGGGUCUUCCAGGGAGGAAAGGAGAACCAGGCAUUCCAGGAACAGAUGGUACGCCAGGUCGGCCAGGCAGGGACGGCACCAAAGGAGAACCUGGAGUUCCAGGGACACGAGGCCAGGAUGGUCGCCCAGGAAUACCAGGAACACCAGGGCUUUCAGUCAAGGGAGACAAGGGAAGCCCAGGAGAGAGGGGACCUCCAGGUGUAGGCAGCGGGGUGGCAGUGAAAGGCGAGAAGGGCUCCCCUGGUAUUUCAGGACUUCAGGGACCUCGGGGUCUUCCAGGACCAGCAGGACUUGAGGGCAGAAAAGGGGAGAAGGGUGACAGUGGCGAAGGACAACCUGGACCUCCAGGCAAAAAUGGGGAACCUGGGGACAGGGGGCCCCGUGGGCCUCCAGGAGAAAUUGGCAGCAAGGGGGACAGAGGACAAGCAGGUGAGCCUGGAUCACAGGGAGAUAGGGGGGAGAGAGGACCAGCUGGUGAAACUGGAGAAAGAGGAGAUUCAGGGAAGCCAGGCCCUCCAGGACCAGUAGGUGUAAGAGGUUUACCAGGACCCAGUGGACCGCCAGGAGAAAAGGGAAAUGAAGGUGCACGAGGAGAGCCUGGGAGAACUGUUCAAGGUCUCUCAGGGAGGAAAGGAGAACAGGGGGAGCGAGGCAUACCUGGCCCUGAGGGUUCGAGAGGAGAAAAGGGAGAACCAGGGCAGAGAGGAGAGAAAGGGUCUCCGGGCUCUGGAGGGUCAGGUGUUGCAGGACCUAAGGGAGAGCCGGGAGAGCGAGGGCCCGCUGGUAUUAGCGGACGGCCAGGUGCCAAGGGAGAUCCAGGUGAACCGGGAGAGAGGGGAGAAAAUGGACGCCCAGGAUUCCCAGGAAAGCCAGGCGUUCCCGGUAAACAGGGGGAGAGAGGAGAGAAGGGUGAUGAAGGCAUUCCUGGUGAGUCUGGACUUCCAGGGAAGCCAGGAGAAAGAGGACUGAGGGGUCAGACUGGUCAGCCAGGGCCACCAGGCGAGAAAGGAAACAUGGGAGACCCUGGAGAGAGUGGACGAAAUGGUAGCCCUGGACUGUCUGGACCACGAGGAGAGAAGGGAGAACAGGGACUUCAAGGGCCCCCAGGACCACCAGGAGUAGUGGCUGAUAUCCAGGGCCAGCUGAAAGGAGAGAGAGGAGAAAAGGGUGAUGCUGGUGACCCAGGAGAGCAUGGCAGCAAAGGCACGAAAGGCGAGGCGGGGACUCCUGGAGCUCCAGGCCUACGAGGUCCUGAGGGACAACGGGGGCCUCCAGGGACAAGAGGCGACACAGGAGACAGAGGACCACCUGGAGAGAAGGGAGAACGGGGAGCAUCUGGCUUAGAUGGGCGUCCUGGUCUGGAUGGUAAACCAGGGGCUCCUGGGCCACCUGGCCAGAGGGGUGAUCCUGGGAAACAGGGAGAUCCAGGGAGGGAUGGAUUACCUGGACUAGUAGGGGCGCAGGGUCCCCCAGGGCCUGUUGGACCUGCAGGCAAUCCAGGGAUACCUGGUAAAGCAGGUGAAAAUGGCAAAGUUGGACCACCUGGCAAAACGGGCGAGGAUGGCGUGCCAGGUGAAGAUGGUAGAAAGGGCGACAAAGGAGAAGCUGGAGCAGCUGGAAGAGAUGGCCGUGACGGGGAGAAAGGAGACCGUGGUCCUUCUGGGCCUGUAGGCUCCCCUGGUUCCCCAGGAGCACCUGGAUUACCUGGCAGCAUUGGUCCUCCUGGUCAGGUUGUGUAUGUGAAAGGAGCUGAAGCGACACCAAUCGCAGGUCCACAGGGGCCCCCAGGAACGCCCGGCGUCCCAGGAAUCCCUGGAGCUGCAGGAACCAGAGGAGAGAGAGGUCUGCCUGGCCUUAAAGGUGAACCUGGAGACCCAGGAGAGGAUGGAGCACCUGGCAAACCUGGGACGUCAGUGGAUGUACAGAAAGCUCUGGCAGGCUUUGGUAUUCAGGUGUCUGAUCUGAAGGUGGUUGUGGACAGCAAGGACACACUUUCGCUACUUAAAGUGCUGAAGACAGAGAAAGGUGAAAAGGGAGAUAAGGGUGAGCCUGGACAGAGAGGACCAUCUGGAGCAGAUGGUGCUCGUGGUUUUCCUGGAGAGAGGGGCUCCAAAGGAGACUCAGGGGACCGAGGACCUGUGGGACCAGCGGGGCCUCCAGGAAGAGCCAUUGUCGAACGAGGGCCAGAGGGAACUCCAGGGCCUGCUGGGGAACCUGGCAAGCCAGGAAUACCAGGUCUUCCUGGACGAGCUGGGGAACUAGGAGAGGCAGGAAGACCAGGAGAUAAGGGGGAAAGAGGAGAGAAAGGUGACAGAGGAGAUUCUGGUCGGGAUGGAUUAAUAGGACCAGCUGGCCCGCCAGGUCAAAAGGGAGAAUCUGCUGACUCAGUCCUGGUUGGGUCCCCUGGGGCUAGAGGCCCUCCUGGAGUAUCUGGGUUGAAGGGGGAACCUGGUGCUACAGGACCAUCAGGACCUAAAGGAGACCGCGGUUUCGUGGGACCUCGAGGUGAUAAAGGUGAGAGAGGAGAGCCAGGAGAAAAAGGCCGUGAUGGCUCACAGGGAACACAGGGAGAGCCUGGAAAACCGGGCCAGGAUGGGAAACCGGGCUUCCCUGGGUUCCCAGGAGUUCUAGGCAGACCGGGAAACCCAGGAGAGCCAGGCAUUAGGGGGCAAACUGGUCCCAUGGGUCCCACUGGGCUGCCAGGUCCACCAGGUGUAAAGGGUAAUCAAGGAGAAGCAGGUGUUGGUGUACAGGGUCCUCCUGGUGCACAGGGGAGCACAGGUCUGCCAGGACCAGCAGGUCCCCCAGGAGCUGUGGGUCCACAGGGGCCUCCGGGACUGCCAGGGCAGGUGGGUGAAGCAGGCAAACCUGGUGUUCCUGGAAGAGAUGGGGUGCCUGGCAAGGAAGGAAUACCUGGAUUACCAGGAAAGCAGGGCAUUGCAGGACCUCCAGGCCAGGCUGGCUUGAAGGGGGAGCAGGGAGACGGCGGGCCUCCAGGGAAGGCUGUGGCUGGACCUCCUGGACCCAAAGGAGAGAGGGGUCCUCCUGGUUUAAUGCUGCCAGGCACAGCUGGAGAGAGAGGUCCAACUGGUGAAAAGGGUAACAAGGGAGACAAAGGUGUUGCUGGCAUCAAAGGAGAAAGAGGACAAGCUGGUGAAUCAGGAGAACCUGGAGAAGAUGGGGCACAGGGAUCUCCCGGGCCAAAAGGCGAUAAGGGAGAGAAAGGCAUAGGACUUGCAGGUCCUCCUGGUCGGAUUGGGCCUCCAGGUUUAAAAGGGGAUCCAGGGAUGCCUGGUCCAGCUGGUCCUCCAGGUCCUGCGGGGAAAACAGGAGACAGCGGGCCACCUGGUGUGAGAGGAGAAAAUGGACAACCAGGACCUCCUGGACCCCCGGGGGAGAGGGGUCUCCAAGGCUUUGUUGGCCGUGCAGGAAAUGUUGGUCCUCCUGGCCCUCCUGGACCUCCUGGAUUGGCAGGAUCUCCUGGUACUAACGGGGUCAAAGGAGACAAGGGGGAAACUGGUGUUGGCGUCCCCGGUGCAAGAGGAGAAAGAGGAGAUCCAGGGCCCAGAGGCGAGGAGGGUCGAGCCGGCUUGGAUGGGGAGAGAGGACCAUCUGGUCCUCCAGGGAAUCGUGGGGCUCGGGGAGAGAAGGGAGACAGCGGGCCGCAAGGUGACAAAGGAGAGAAGGGGGACACUGUGCUGGUGGGAGGACCUCCUGGAGAAAAGGGCAACAAAGGAGAAACAGGUGACAGAGGACCCAAGGGUAUACAAGGAGAAAAGGGGGUCAAAGGUCAAGAAGGUCCACCAGGAGAAGUGGGUUUGAGAGGAGAACCUGGAGAACGAGGAUCUACUGGUUUCCCAGGUGCCAGAGGACCUGGUGGGCAGAAGGGAGAAGCAGGCCAACCUGGAGUACCUGGUGAAUCGGGAUUACCGGGAAAAGAUGGACUGCCAGGGCGUAAGGGUGAACAGGGAGAGACUGGUAACGUGGGAAUAAGAGGAGUUAAGGGUGACCGAGGACCCAAGGGAAUUUGUGGAGGCGAUGGACCCAAGGGAGAAAAGGGAAAUGCUGGUAUCAAUGGAAGAUCAGGCCUACCAGGGAGAAAGGGUGAACAGGGGGACAUCGGACCUUCUGGGGCCCCGGGGAUCCCUGGAAAAGAAGGACUAGUUGGUCCCAAGGGUGACCGUGGUUUUGAUGGGAUUGCAGGACCCAAAGGAGCUCAGGGAGAGAAAGGUGAAAGGGGUUUACCUGGUGUACCUGGUCCUCCAGGUCCCAGAGGGGCAGAUGGAACCCCUGGCUUGACCGGCCCACAAGGGCCAGCUGGUACUAAGGGCCCUGAGGGGCUCCAGGGACAAAAGGGGGAGAGAGGUCCAAUUGGCCCUGCCACGGUUGGUCCGCGUGGUAUCCCAGGAAUCCCGGGGGAGCGAGGAGAGCCGGGAGACAUGGGCCCAGAUGGAGCCAAGGGAGACAGAGGAGAGGCAGGCAUGACGGAGGAAGAGAUCAGAGAGUAUGUUCGCUCAGAGAUGAGUCAGCACUGUGCGUGUGGAGGUUCAGGUCCGAACAUUCGGUACCCGCCAGUCAGGGCUCUGCCUACACCAGAGCAACAAUUGGCGCUGAAGGGUGAGGAGGGCCGUGAGCUGCACAUGGUGGUAAAUACCAAUGACCCAGACUACGAGCAUGUCUACUCUGUCGAAUCCUAUGACGACCCCUUGGAGGAGAUGCUCUACUUCACAUCUCCCUCGGUCAACCAGAGUGAUGGUGAGGUUGACAGAAAGAAAUCUGAGAAAACAGUCAGAGUUGAACCUAACAAAUCAGCAAGUGCUGACGAUCAGGCAACAGCUGAUGGUCAGGAAGCAGUCAAAGUUACACAUCUGAAAGCAGUCAAGUCCAGAACAGUCAGGUCCAAGAGGAGAGUCAAAGGGGAAGCUCCAGCAGACCUGUGCUUGCUGCCCAUGGAUGAGGGAAGCUGUGGAAAGUACACUAUGCGCUGGUACUUUAACAGACAGGCUCAAGCCUGCAGGCCCUUCAUCUACAGCGGCUGUGAAGGAAAUGACAACCGUUUCCUUCACCUGGAGGAGUGUGAAGAGACCUGUCUUGGGGAGGCUGAUGGUUCUCCUCCCUUUAAGACAGCGCGAUGAUUGUGGCCCACUCGUCCUCCGCCACAGGAUGGUAGGCUUUUGUAGAUCACUAUGAUCUCAAAUGUCAGUGGUUUUAUUUUUGUUUAUUUAUUGUUGUUUUGUUUUUUUAACUCAACCAAACUUUACCCUGCUAAAAAGGGAGACCGCAAUGCCUCAUAGGUCUGUUUUUUCUUUUGCUUGUUUACCUGACUUUAACACAUCUCAGUUUAACUAUUCCACCAUACCACAGUAUUGAGUGCAGUUCGUGUGGCACACUGCUACAGUAUUGAUACUAAACUGCCAAACUCAUCGUACAGUGGAAUAACAUCUUGCUGCUUAGGAAGAUUACCAAUUUGGUGAAGCUCAGUAUGUUUCAGUAACUUGCUGGUUGUUUGAUGGAGGCUGUUGUUUGCAGGUUGCGAUCAUUAUUCAUCAUUUGCAAGAUGCCUGCAGUUUCACUUAUUACCUGAAAGAAAUUGCUAAAUAUUUCACACUAAGUUACUUUUUUUGUUUGUUUUGUUUUUUGUUCUGAUUUUGAAAUUUAACUCCAGAAAAACAAACUGCAAUCCUUUACAAGCUCUGUUCAUAGAAACACAAAAGGACCAAAAAUAGAGGAUUGUAAACAGUAAACAGAUUGGCAAACACUGUGCCUCUCUCUCGCUCUAAUACAAUGCUAAAAAAGCACAGUUCAUUUCAAACUUAGAGAAAAUACACAGGAAUAAAUGACGUUAUUUCAGCGAAACAAAAACAAGGGGAAAAAAACAAUAUGUAAUUUUUCUUUGCAACGCUGAAUGACUUAGUUUUAGACGACAGGACAAACAGCAUCUGUUAUGAACUUCACUCAAAUGGUAACUACACAAUGCUGUGUAAUAAGGUGCAGGUGUAGUUGUACACUAUUUCCAUCUAUGUACACACUGUUUAACUGGCUCUGUGCUAUUUAGCAAAGAAGAAAAAGUAGACACCGGUGUAGGUUCUGGAAACAAAGGCGUUACCUGCACAAAGUAACAAUAUUCCCCCUUGAGCAACUUUCAACUUUGUAAGAAAUUGUGAAUUUUUGUGAAUUGAUUUAAAACACUAAAACCAUGAACAGGUUUUAGUUAAAAAAAACUAAACUGCCUUUAAACCUUUAAAGCCUAAACUGUGAAAUUAUUCCCCCAAAAAUCAAAGUUUUUUGAAAAUCCAUCCAUCCAUUCUCUUCUGCUUAUCUUUGUCAGGGUCGCGAGGGGGCCGGAGCCUAUCCCAGCUAUCAUAGGGCGAGAGAGGCAGGUUACACCCUGGACAGCUCCCCAGUCUGUUGCAGGGCCAUUCACACCUGUGGGCAAUUUAGAGUUAGCAGUUAAAAUAACCCCAAAAAUGGAAUGACAAAAAUCAAAAAUAAAUACUGAAAAUAUUGAUUUGCAUAUAUGAGUUUUAACUUAACUCAUAUUUGUCAAGUUUUUGGGAGAAAAAAAUCACAGUGAUGACGCAGAAGACUGAAAAACCCAUGAAUCAAACUUGGCUUUAAAGGAUUAAAGGAUAAUGGCGUCAUAUGUUACAUGUUAACAGCACAGAGUAUUUAGGUUAAAUAACGUGAUGUAAACACAUACACCCUGAAAAAAGAAAAAGAAAACAAAGAAAUAACAUGAAAUGUAUACAACUAGCCUCAGCCUUCACACCAGGCUUUCAGAAACAGUGAUUUCCUGUCUUCACCUGCGACACAUCUUAAGAGCUGAUCCAAACUUUACUUCUUCAGUUUUCUAAUGUUAUCCAUGCAAACGUUAAAUAAAACUCCAGCCCGCAGAUUCCUCAAAUAACUCCUCGCACUUCUCUCCAUAAAAAUAACUAUGCAAGCACAAAUAUAUUUGACUAUUAUUACGAAUAUAGUUUUAUUGUAUCUGUUAAAUAUGAAGAAUCAAGCACAAUAUUCUGCCAAUAUUUUGUACAUACUGUUUUUAUCAUUAUUUGUGGGGAGCUGCGUUACUGUUAAUGCCUGCUUGUUUACUUACCAGAGAAAAGGUGCUAUUUUUAAAUGUAUUUUUAUAGUUUGUUGAAGGUGUCUUUGUGCGGUGCAGACAUUUCUGUUUGUCAUGGAACAUUUUAAUAAACAUUUCUAAUAAACCAAAUGUCUGAG
Messenger RNA from Oreochromis aureus, 11735 nucleotides. It is a transcript of the gene col7a1, whose product is annotated as collagen, type VII, alpha 1. The transcript has 119 exons. Gene Ontology annotation, molecular function: serine-type endopeptidase inhibitor activity; protein binding. Bases 386 to 9646 code for a protein of 3086 amino acids. Lineage: Eukaryota; Metazoa; Chordata; Actinopteri; Cichliformes; Cichlidae. The record is from RefSeq and is a predicted model, not a curated record.